UUUGUUGCGCUGCUUUUCGUUGCGUUCCAUUGCGUUCCGUUGCGUUGCGUUGCGUUGCGUUGCACCCCUGUGUGAUCCAUGUCCUUUCGCGAGCAGCAGCAUCAGCCGCCGCAGCGGCGGCGGCGGGACGGCGGCGGGGGAGACCGGGACCUUGGCCASCCCCCGUCUUCCCUGGAUCGCCGGGGGGGUCCGCAGACGCAGAUGCAGSCGCWGCCGCUGCCRCUGCGCCGGGACCACCCCGAUCGCCCGCUGCCCCGGCACCCCGAGGGAAACCGGGGGCACGGCCGGGCGGACUUGCCGUUGCCGUUGCCCCCGCAUUCCGACCGGAACCAUCCGCAGCAGCAGCAGCAGCAGCAGCAGCAGCAGCAGCAGCAGUGGCAGCACCACCACCGGCAGCGGCACGAUCCACACCGCCACCCGGCGGGGGCACCGGUGCCGAGGAACGGUAACUAUAACUCUAACAAAACCAAAUUCAGAGACGACCAUCCAAUCACAAACACAAAUCAAUACACAAACCAAUACACAAACACAAAUCAAUACACAAACCAAUACACAACUAGCAAUAACAACACGAGCACUGCCUCGAACGCGGGCAGUGCUGGUGAACGCAACAAUCCAUACACAAAUACAAAUACCAACACCAAUCCAAACACAAACCAAUACACAAACACAAAUAGAAAUAACCCAAACACAAUUAACCCAAAUACCGGUGCCAAUCCCCGUGCACCCCAGCCGGCCCACGCCCACGCCCACGCAACAACCACCACCACCACCACCACCACCACCCCCGGGGGCCGUUCCCGGACCCGCCGGUGGUCCGACAUGACCCGGACGAUCGCGCACUACGAGCGCAUCGAGCAGGUCGGCGAGGGGACCUACGGCCAGGUCUACCGGGCCCGGUGCWMGGACACGAACGCCRUCGUGGCCAUGAAAAAAAUACGCGUCCACCACGGGGCCCACUGGGGGAUGCCCCCGACGGUCAUCCGGGAGAUCAAAAUCCUCAAGACCCUCGUCCACCCCAACCUGGUGCGGAUGGUCGAGGUGGUGACUUCCAAGGGGGUGGAGCACCUGGACGCGGACGAUUACCACAAGGGAUCGGACCGCAGCCGAAAGAAACACAAACAACAACAACAACAGCAGCAGCAGCAACAACAGCAGCAGCAACAACAAAAUGCGCAGUCGCAGAACCCGGCGAGCGGCAGCGGCAGCGGGAGACCCAACAACCACCAGACCGAUGCGGAGAACAACAACAACAACAACAACAACAACAACAACAACAACAACAACAACAACAACAACAAUAAUGGUAAGCAAACAACCUCCACCGACGUAGCCGACGCCGCCCGCGAAAGCUACAAGGGGAACCUCUUUCUGGUCCUGGAGUACGUCCCGCACGACCUCACGGGCCUGCUGGACGUGGCCUACAAAUUCAGCGAGGUAGAGAUCAAGUGCAUCUUCCACCAGCUCCUCGAGGCCCUCCGGUACAUGCACGACCGGAAGUACGUCCACCGGGACAUCAAGUCCUCGAACAUACUCAUCGACCGGAACUUUCGCCUCAAGCUCGCGGACUUUGGCCUGGCACGGUCGAUCGAGCCGCCACUACUAGAUAAACUACACGAGUACGUACAAACCAAACAAACAAAACAAACAAACAAACCCCACCAAACCAAAAUGAAAAUGAAAAUGAAAACACAAGCCUACUUUUUUUUUCGCAUACUCUUUUUGGUUUUUUGUAGGGUGCCACGCCCACACACUCACUUAGUACCGUAGACCAAUACGAUCCUAGUAGGGGUGUGGCGGGAGUGCCCCUUGUUUUGCCUGUUGGGAUCUUCCGGGAUCCGGCGCGCUAGACACCCCGGGCACCUCCAUUGCUUCCUUUCCUUGCCCUUUUUUUUCGUGGUGUUUCUUUUUUUCCCUUCCGGCUUCUGGCGGAUCGGAUUUCCUUCCGUUCCUACCUUCCUUUCUUUCUUCCUUUCCGUUUUCUCACAGUUCUCUUUCCGGUUUUUCCUUUCUUUUCGCUCCUUUUUCUCGGCCCGCUUCCGCUUCCCGCUUCCGCUUCCCGCUUCCGCUUCCGACGACAGCCGGGGAAACACGCAGGAGUUCACCAACAAGGUCAUCACCCUGUGGUACCGGCCCCCGGAGCUCCUGCUGGGGGCCACCCGCUACGGACCGGCGGUCGACAUCUGGAGCGCGGGAUGCAUCCUGGCGGAGCUCGUCCUGGGCCGGCCCCUCUUCACGGGAAAGACCGAGAUGGAGCAGCUCCAGCUCAUCUUCGACAUGGUCGGGACGCCCACCAGGCAGUCCUGGCCGGGGGUCUACGACCUCAAGCUCCUCCGGACCAAGGAGGUCACCAUCCACGGGGACAAGGACCGGAAGCGGCCCAAGCUCCGGGAGCGGUACGCCGACAAGAUGAACGCCACCGCCCCCGGGGCCAUCAACCUGGUGGAAAAACUACUGGAGCUGGACCCCUCCAAGCGGCUCACGGCARCCCGGGCCCUCGGCAACCGGUACUUUUUGGCGGAGCCCCGGGCACCGGCCCGGCCCGAGGACCUCGGGGAGAUGAAGCUCGCGGCCAACGGGAGCUUCCACGAGUUCCAGACCAAGAAGAAGCGCAAGGAGGCCAAGGCCGAGGCCGAAAARGCMCGGCGGGCCGCCCUGGAGGGAGGGCAGACCAGCAAGCAGGCCCAGGAGGAGUACGAYGCGGCCUACCGGACCCGGAUGGAAAAGGUCGCCCUGGARGGGCUGGGWGCGGACGUCGGGGGAACCAAGGCCCGCMRGGUGGACGGGGAAGAGCCGAUGCCCSGAACCGGAAGCAGGCCCCCCACCGGGCCCGGCCCCGAACACCASGGGGGAUCUCCCCCUUCCCACCACCACCACCGYGGCGACAAGAAGAAGGCCAGGGAACGCAGCGGAGACCACGGGAGCAGGAGGGACAGGGAGAAGCACGGGCCCGGCGGAGGUCCGAGCGAACACGGCGAGGCCGGCGACGGGAGGGGGGACCACCGCGGGGACGACCGUUCCGGGAGCCGGCGGCGAUCCUCCGACAAGACCCGGGAAAAGGACCGAGAACACCACCACCACCACCACCGCCACCGCCAAGAAUCCUCCUCCUCCCGCGGCCACAAGCGGGAGCGGAGCCACGGCGAGCGAGAACCCUCGGAACGCCGCGAGAAGAGACACCACCGGACGGAUGGUUCCUCCUCCGAUCGACACCGCGACCGAGACCGCGACCGAGACCGCGACCGCGACAGAGACCGAGACCGCGACAGAGACCGCGACAGAGACCGAGACCGAUCUCGUUCUUCCCGCAGAACCUCGGAAUCGGACGACCGUCGGAAACGGAAACACCAAGAACGGGAAAAGCACAAGGAAUCCCGCGGCGUUUCUCGGGACGACCGGACAUCAUCUCCCAAGGAACCGGCCGAGGAGGACGCAAACAGGCUUUUCGACGAUGCCAAGAAGAAAAGGAAAACGGACGCCGAAACAGAAACAGAUCGUGCGAGGGAAAAGGCAGCAAAGUCGCCGAACGCCGAGGCAAAAGACGAUCUCACGGCAGCGAGGAAGCUCAACGAGGCAGCCUCCGAUGACAAGCCGCCAAUGGAAAUCGGUGAGAAGCCAGGACCGGCACCCAAGGAUCCCCCCAAGCGUGUGGGCAGAACCGUCGACAGGGACAAAGAAACAGAAACCGUCAGGGAAACCGCACCAUCCAAAGACGACGAAGCGUUGCAAUCACAAAGCAGGGACCAAAAGGCAGACUCGGCCAGAGAAACAAAAACCGCCGAGGAGUCCGCACCCCCUAAAGAYGGAGAAGCAAAGACGGUUCCGGCUAAAGAAACCGCAAUCUGCAAGGAUACCCCUGCUCCCGAAAAAGCUAUKCAAUCACGAGGUGGGGACAAUGAAGCAGAUCCGGCCAAAGAUACCGGAAUCUCUAAGGACAGCGCUCCUCCAAGAGACAAAGAAUCUCACCAAACAGAAAGCGGGGAGAAAAAUUCAGACUCGGCCCCCACAGAACACCAUCGGUCGCGCUCGACGUCCUCGCGUGGCGACAAAAAUCGUGACCGCACCAGAGAUAGAAGCCGUGAAAGGGAUUCGAAAAGUUCCAGAAGGGAUCGCCACGAUCGGGAUCGGGAUCAUCGCAGCAGGCGUUCUUCCAGGGAUAGCGCCGAAGAGCGCUCUUCCGCUGGCGGAGAGAGGGACAGAGAUCGGUCCUCKCGAGAACGAAAGGCCAGCAAGAAAAAGAAAAGCCGAACCCGAUCCCACGAAAACGGAGGCGAGGGUCACCAUGAUCACGACGAGAGGGAACGACGUGACCGAAGGGAUCGAGAUCGAGAUCGACGCUUUCGAAACGAGGAUGCKAGAGGCAGGGAUCGACACCCACAUCCCGACGAUUGGAGGGGAGGAGACGAUCAGAAUCGUCAUGGAAUGGGCGAGCGUCGCGGUGGACCCCCAUUUCCGCCUCAAAUGCACCGUGGAGGAAGUCCGCCCCGUGGGGACUUCGGUGGACCACCUCCUCGAGGCGGUCCUUAUGGCCACGACGGUGACAGGGGACCCGGUUCGUGGGGACSCGACUUUGGCCGUGGUCCACAUUCUGGUGGUCCAAGAGGCGAUCGGGGUCCUCUUCCCCCCCGGGGCGUUGGUCCCGGGAGAGACUUUUUUGGCCCACCCGAUGGAGGCAACCGGGGCCCCCCUCCCAUGCACGGCAGAGGCCCCCCGAUGGGAAACCAGCAUGGUCCUCCUCCCCCCGGUCAUCGCGAUCGCGAUCGUGGUGGCUGGCGAGAUCGAGAUAGGCGGUAAUUGUUCAACUCGGAAUAGUACCAUCAGUAAUGUAGAUAAGUAAUGAGAAUGGAAAAUCGAUAUUUUGCUAGCGAGAUGGUUACCAAUAACUUUCUAGGCUGCGU
This is a messenger RNA of Pseudo-nitzschia multistriata, 4898 nucleotides long. The record is from the annotation of a GenBank genome assembly. NCBI's taxonomy places the organism in Eukaryota, Bacillariophyta, Bacillariophyceae, Bacillariales, Bacillariaceae.